AUGGCGGCGGGCGCCGGGGCCAGGCCGGCGCCGCGCUGGGUGACGCUGGGCGAGCCGCUGAGCGCCGCGCAGCUGCGGCGGCUGGAGGAGCACCGCUACACCGCGGUGGGAGAGUCGCUGUUCGAGCCGCCGCUGCAGCUUUACUGGACCUGGCUGCUCCAGUGGAUCCCGCUCUGGAUGGCCCCCAACACCAUCACCCUCAUCGGCCUCGCCAUCAACCUGGUCACCACCCUAGUGCUCAUCUUUUACUGCCCUACGGUCACGGAGGAGGCACCAUACUGGACUUACUUUUUAUGUGCCCUGGGACUCUUUAUCUACCAGUCACUGGAUGCCAUUGAUGGGAAGCAAGCCAGAAGGACAAACUCUUGUUCUCCUUUAGGAGAACUGUUUGAUCAUGGCUGUGACUCUCUUUCCACAGUAUUUAUGGCCAUUGGAGCUGCGGUUGCUGUCCGCCUGGGAACACAUCCUGAUUUGUUGUUUUUCUGCUCCUUCAUCGGGAUGUUCAUGUUUUACUGUGCUCACUGGCAGACUUACGUCUCAGGGGUGCUGAGAUUUGGAAGAGUGGAUGUAACUGAGAUUCAGGUAGCUUUAGUGAUCAUCUUUAUAUUGUCUACAUUUGGAGGAGCAACAAUGUGGGACUAUACGAUACCUAUUCUAGAAAUAAAACUGAAGAUCUUUCCAGUUCUUGGAGUAGUAGGUGGAGCAAUAUUUUCCUGUUCAAAUUAUUUCCAUGUGAUCCUCCAUGGUGGUGUUGGCAAGAAUGGAUCUACUAUUGCAGGUACCAGUGUCUUGUCACCUGGACUCCACAUAGGAUUAAUCAUUAUAUUGGCAAUAAUGAUCUAUAAAAAGUCUGCAACAAAUGUGUUUGAAAAACACCCUUGCCUUUAUACUUUAAUGUUCGGAUGUGUCUUUGCUAAAGUUGCACAAAAAUUGGUGAUAGCUCACAUGACGAAAAGUGAACUCUAUCUUCAAGAUACUGUCUUUGUUGGUCCGGGCCUUUUGUUUUUAGACCAAUACUUUAAUAAUUUUGUAGAUGAAUAUGUUGUUCUAUGGAUAGCAAUGGUCAUUUCUUCAUUUGACAUGAUGAUAUACUUUAGUUCUUUGUGCCUGCAAAUUUCAAGACACCUUCAUCUAAAAAUCUUCAAGACUUCAUAUCAACAAGCACCUGAACAGGUUUACAAGCAUAUUGACUGACUAGUAGCCCAAGGAAAAAAGGAGGAGCAGUUAGGGGACCUAUGUGUGAAGGAAAUCCCCCUAUGCAGGAGGCUAGUAUAUUAUCUAUAAGGUUAUGUUUAAAUGUAAAACAUAAAUCUAGUAGUUUCCAUUAUGUCUGUCAGUAAUGAAUCCCUUUUGUCAUUAAGGUAUUUUAUCACUGACAUCAGUAUAAUAUAAUGUCUGUAUUAGAAAUAAGAACAAAAAAUAAAUUUGAAUACCAAGGACGGUAAGAAAUUGAACCCCAAUAAUUUAAAUAAGCACUGCGUCUACAAUAUACCUAUCAGACUUGGGGUUUUGACUGCCAAAGGAUUAAACAAAUAUUCAGAACUUAAAAAUAGUUCUAGCCUUCUUGGCAGUGACAUUUGAUUGAUGAAAGUUGAAAAGUGAGCUCAAAUACUAAGUAUAUAACAAUAAUACUAUAAUUGAGUCAAGUGAUACACUGAGAAAUAUUUUUAUAUAACAGCCAUUGUUUAAAAGAGGUAUGCUAAUUAUAGAAAGAUAUACUUGAGUCUACUAUCUAGAAUUUAAAACAGUGGUUAUGGGAAUUUUGUUCUAAUUUGUACUUAGUAAAAGGAAUCUGUUGUAUCAGUUUGGCAUAAUGUGAACCUUUGAGGGUAACCUUGUGCCUUAGUAGUCCAAGUAAAAAAAUUCACUUCCAUGAAAAAAAUGGACCUUAAGUCCCCAAAGGAAGACAAAAAGUAGCUAAAAUAAUUGACAGGAAAUUAGUAACUUAGAAAAAAACAAGUGUCAGUUAUUCAACACUAAACAUAUUAGGUACUACUGACUUUUUUCUAUUCUAGUUGAAAAAUGCUUUAAGAUUUUCUUUAUAAAAUACUAGAAUUAUCUUAAUACUCUUCAGACCUUAUGACCCAUAUGACCUUAUUUCUAAUUUCAUACAAAAGUUCCAUAGGCUAUAUGCCAUAUGAUGAAAUAAUCAAAUACACAUGUACUUUAAGUAUUCCAAGCAAGAAAAGGAGAUUUUUAAGUAUAUAUUUCUCAAAAGGUUAAAAAUAUGUGAAUACAGAGAAAACCCUCUGAAGUACUUACUUUGCCUCUUUACUGCCUGGUAAACUUCUGAAAGAUCUUAAAAGUUUGAAUGAUUCUUAAGGUUUAUAUUCCAUGUUGCAGACAUAGCUAAGUGAAAGAAUGAAUGCUUAGCAUGGGUGAGGCCCUGGCUUGAUCCACCAGCAACACCAUGUGCCCACCCCCCAAAAAAGUAUUUAUAAAGAAUUGAACUGUCCUUUUAAUGUCAAAGCUAAUGGUAGAAGGAUAAUUGUUAUAUAGACUGUUAUAUAGACUGUUUAAAAGGGUGGGUUAUGAACAAAAAGAGAUUGUUGCUUUCCUUCAAAUGGGAUGUUUUGUUGUUCUGAAUGAUUCAUUGAAGGCAGUUUCAGCAAAACUAGUAAGUUUAACUGACUUCAAAGAAAUGUUGAAGCAAUUCAACAUGUAUAAAAUUGAGUUUAAGUUUCUCUGUAUAAAUGCCUAUUUUAAAAGUUACAAAGUUGAAGUUUGGAAAUGAAUGCGAAAUCAAGCUUCAGUAUAUUUACUGAAUGUUACAAUGGAAAAGGCAACUAGGUAAUUCAUAUUUGAAAACAGAUAUGAAAUACUUAGACCAUAAAUAACUUUAGCUGUGUUUGUGGUAAUGCUCUUAAUCAUUACUAAGGGCAUGUGUCAUUUAAGUACAGACCAGCCCAAUUAAAUGGUAUCUUGUUGACCUUGAAAUAUUAUGAAAUAUUCAUAAAUAUAUGUAUUAAAACUAAUACUUAUAUUUUCAGGUGUAUUAAUGAUUUUAUAGCAUUUAUAAUUUAUUCCAAGACACACUAAAGUUCUUUUUAAUAAACUGUAUAGUAGAUUCGUUUUUUA
Molecule: messenger RNA, 3078 nt
Organism: Peromyscus leucopus (white-footed mouse)
Lineage: Eukaryota; Metazoa; Chordata; Mammalia; Rodentia; Cricetidae
Product: cholinephosphotransferase 1-like
Biological process (GO): phosphatidylethanolamine biosynthetic process
Cellular component (GO): Golgi apparatus; endoplasmic reticulum membrane
Molecular function (GO): diacylglycerol cholinephosphotransferase activity; ethanolaminephosphotransferase activity
Source: RefSeq, a predicted model, not a curated record